AGUCAAUGAAUGUCAGUGGUUUCAUAUGAUCCAUAGGAGCUAUAAAAUUAGAUUUCGAUGUCUAAUUAAUAAAAAAUAGUAUUGCGCUAAGUUAAAAUAUGCUGAAUAAGUUGCGAUGACUUCUCAAUAUAAGAAAUUCACUAGACUUAUAGCUAAAUGGCCCGUCGACCCAACUAAAGGCGAAAGAGACCUCGGAAAAUUCAUCAGGGAUAAAGUAAAAGCUGCAUUUGAGUCAUCAGAGAGACAGAACUUAAAUUCGGAGCUCUGUAAAAGUCAGUACAACUCCUUGAACAAAAUAGCCGAAAACCAUUACAGAAAUAAAUACAAACGAACGCACAAUAGCACAGCUACAGGUCUGAGCACUGAAGAGUGCAACGUAAUCCUAUCAAACGAAGUUCUCGAAUAUUUGAAAGAAGAAAAUAAAGGAUUCUUCAGCAAAAUAUUUGGUAGAGACAAACUGUCCACAGAACAAGUCCAAUACAGAGACCAUACACCAGUAAUGUUAAAUGAGUCCAUAAAACACCUAAAUCCACAAAACAAUGACCUUAUUAUUGAUAUGACAUUUGGAGCUGGUGGACACUCAAGGAAAAUUCUUGAAGCUGCUGACUGUAGGCUUAUAACACUAGACAGAGACCCUGUAGCAUAUGAAAAAGCUCAAAAACUAGCUGAAGAAUAUCCAAAUAGAGUGAUACCAUUAUUAGGAAGAUUCAGUGAGCUCCCAGCUCUUUUAAAAGCCAAAGAUAUAAAGCAGUCUUCUAUAGAUGGUAUGCUCUUUGAUUUUGGAUGUUCAUCAAUGCAAUUAGAUGUAGGCGAGAGAGGGUUUUCUAUCAGCAAAAAUGGUUACUUAGACAUGAGAAUGGAUGCUGGCAGAGAUCCAAAUCAAAUAACAGCAAGAGAAGUCUUAGCAACUGCAAAUGAGCAUGAACUGUACAAAAUAUUCAAAAUAUAUGGAGAAGAAAAACAAGCAGCAAAAAUAGCUCAGACUAUUAUACAAGCUAGGUACAUGAUCAAAAAUAUUGAGACCACUGAAGAAUUAGUAGAGCUUGUCAACUCUUGCUGUCCAGAAGAAAAAAGGUUGGACAAACUACAGAGGCCGCAGUCCAAUGCUACAAAAGUGUUCCAAGCUUUACGUAUAUUUGUGAAUAAUGAACUUAACGAAAUGAAUUACGGAAUGUUGCUAGCUAAAUAUUACUUGAAAAUCAAUGGGAAAUUGGUGACAAUAUGCUUUCAUUCGUUAGAAGAUACCAUAGUUAAGCGGCAUAUAGCAGGAAAUAUAAUUAACGAGAUGGCAAACCCAGUUCCAUUAAAGUAUUUGAAUCCUAGCAUAGUGCAGAAUCAGGAUAUCAUAGACCAGUUUUUGAAUUCUCCUUGGAAAGCUGUUAACAAGCAUGUAGAGGUACCAAGUGAUGAGGAAGUGGAAAGGAAUCCUAGGAGCCGUAGUGCUAGGCUCCGUGCUGCUAUCAAAGUCAAAUAAUAUUUUAGUAUCAAGUCUUUGACAGGCUUUCAUUAAAAUGUAUAGAUUAGUGAAGUAGAUUGUAAAUA
This is a messenger RNA of Spodoptera litura, 1542 nucleotides long. RefSeq names its product putative receptor-type tyrosine-protein phosphatase mosPTP-1. Gene Ontology annotation, biological process: rRNA base methylation. The record is from RefSeq and is a predicted model, not a curated record. Gene Ontology annotation, molecular function: rRNA (cytosine-N4-)-methyltransferase activity. Lineage: Eukaryota; Metazoa; Arthropoda; Insecta; Lepidoptera; Noctuidae.